GGGGCACUGCUAGGCUCGGGCACAGCCCGCCUCUGCCCCAUUCGGCGGGCAGCCUGGGCACCGGGGCUCUCAGGGGCCACUACCGGGAGACAUGGAGCUGCUGUCGGCCCUGAGCCUGGGCGAGCUGGCGCUCAGCUUCUCCCGGGUGCCCCUCUUCCCGGUCUUUGACCUUAGCUACUUCAUCGUUUCCAUCCUGUAUCUGAAGUACGAGCCAGGUGCUGUGGAAUUAUCCCGGCGGAGCCCUGUAGCCUCAUGGAUCUGUGCCAUGCUCUAUUGCUUUGGGAGUUACAUUCUGGCUGAUCUUCUGCUUGGGGAAGCCCCGAUCGAUUAUUUCAGCAAUAACUCCAGUGUACUCCUGGCUUCAGCAGUCUGGUACAUGAUUUUCUUCUGCCCCAUGAAUCUCUUUUAUAAAUGCGUCAGUUUCCUACCCGUGAAGCUCAUUUUUGUGGCAAUGAAGGAGGUGGUAAGAGUGCGAAAGAUUGCAGUUGGGAUUCAUCAUGCCCAUCACCACUACCACCAUGGGUGGUUUAUCAUGAUUGCCACAGGGUGGGUCAAAGGUUCAGGUGUGGCGCUGAUGUCCAACUUUGAGCAGCUGCUCCGUGGAGUCUGGAAGCCAGAGACAAAUGAGAUUCUCCACAUGUCCUUUCCAACCAAAGCCAGCUUAUAUGGAGCCAUUCUUUUCACACUUCAGCAGACCCGCUGGCUUCCUAUUUCUAAAGCUAAUCUCAUCUUCUUCUGUACCCUGUUCAUGGUGUCUUGUAAGGUGUUCCUGACAGCUACACACUCCCAUGCGUCCCCAUUUGACACUAUCGAGGGCUUCAUCUGUCCUGUGCUCUUUGGUUCUGCCUGGGGGGGCCAUGGGGACCAUCACCAUGAUGACCACGAUGUCCACGGGGGCCCAUCUUCCCUUCAUGCCCCGCAGCCUCCAGCCAAAUCGAAGGAGGAGCUGAAUGAAGGCUCUAGAAAAAGAAAGGCUAAGAAGGCAGAGUAAAUGAAGAAUCUGCCCCAUGUGACUGGUGGCCAAAGAGAGUCACUUCUGAGCUGCAUGAGAAAUAUACCCAUGUCACCCGAGCCCUCACAGGCUCUACUCUAGACUUGUACAAGGGAGAACGAAUCUAAGCAACUGCCCAGUGUGCCUCUAUUAUUUCCAUCAGGGACCCCUAUUUUCAGGGGCUUGCAGAUGAGGUAUGGAAAGCCCUUAUAGGCUCAAAGGGAGAAUUCUAGCCCAAAGCCAGCCAUCUUGGUGGGAGGCUUUCUCUCUCUCUCUUUUUUUUCCUCCCUUUAAACAAAAGCUAUUUUGGGAAAUCGUUUUAAGUUACUGUGGGAAUCCAGGAACGUGGUUCUGCCUGAUGUCUCUUUAAGAUUCCUGGCAUUUGAAAACUCCUUUUUAUUUUAGACUAAUUUGUUUUGAAUCCAAGAAUGAAAGAGCAAGGGAGGAAAAAAAAACACCCUAAAAUGAUUGGCCUCUUAAUAAUGUCUUUUUGAAUUGACAUAUGAGAAAGAAAAAUAACUUGAAUUUUGAGAAGGGGACUUGAUGGCUAAGUGUCCUACCCAAGCUGGAGAGAUACCUGUGGCCUAUUACUUCUGAGCCAGACCUGGAGCUGCUCAUUCACUUUAGACCCAGGUCAGUUUUUCAGAAAUUGUCUUUUGGGAAUAUCUGGGGGACUAAGAUUUCCCAGAUGGCCAAUGUUAAUGCUAAUGAUUUUUGAUGUUCUCUUAGAUUUCUCUGAAUCCUUAGGAUCAGAAUGGAAUUUGAACUGAUUUUUAAUUGAGCUUUUUGAUUAACCAAGAAGCUUGGCAUCCACUCAGCAUGUCUGUCUUGGGUCAGCUGGCAUAUAUGAGGAGAUGGGAAAAGCAAAUCCCCCAGUCUUAGGUAGCACAUUAUGUCACUGUGGUCCUUCCCACUCUAGCCUUUGGCUAGCUCAGCUAGAUAGUUAAGUUCUAAUAUUGGCUUUGGGAAGCUCCUGAGGCUUUUCCAAGUCAGGUUCUUGGGCUGGGGGGAUGAUAUUACCAUCCAAACUCCCCGAAUCUCCUGAAACUGAGCACCAAAGGGAUAAUAAGCAAGCUGAGGCUGCUGGGACCCUAGGCUGCUCACCUGGAAUUGAACCUAUAACUGUGGAGGAUGCAUUCUGUCUUCUGUCAUUUAAAUGGAAGGUUUUCAGGCCCAACACCAUGGCUGGGAUAUUAUUAGAAGACCUAAUAUUGGGAGAAAUUCUAGGAUUAAAUAGGUCAAUUGCAGUGAGUUUGGGAAGUGCCUUAACCCAGGUGAAUUGCCUCCCCCUACUCCCUACCGUGAAGUCAGGCAGCAGGGUCUGAUGUCGCCUCUUUUAAUAGCAUCAUGUUUUGACAAACCUGUUCCUGGAUGACUAUAAAGGGCUCCAUGUAAGGGGGUGAUGUUUUAUAGACAAGCCACAGAAUAAAAGCAUUGUGAGGUAA
This is a messenger RNA of Antechinus flavipes (yellow-footed antechinus), 2436 nucleotides long. RefSeq names its product transmembrane protein 38A (gene TMEM38A). Gene Ontology annotation, cellular component: membrane. Gene Ontology annotation, molecular function: potassium channel activity; identical protein binding. NCBI's taxonomy places the organism in Eukaryota, Metazoa, Chordata, Mammalia, Dasyuromorphia, Dasyuridae. Gene Ontology annotation, biological process: potassium ion transmembrane transport. Bases 92 to 991 code for a protein of 299 amino acids. The record is from RefSeq and is a predicted model, not a curated record. The transcript has 6 exons.